Molecule: messenger RNA, 684 nt
Organism: Pleurotus ostreatus (oyster mushroom)
Lineage: Eukaryota; Fungi; Basidiomycota; Agaricomycetes; Agaricales; Pleurotaceae
Exons: 4
Coding region: 1-684 (227 amino acids)
Source: RefSeq, a predicted model, not a curated record
AUGGCGGACGCACACCAUCCACGACCCCACCGUCUCUCGCGUCUUCCAGCAUGGUUUACCCGAUGGCUAGGAUACCGAGCGUCUCCUCCACCGAAGCUCCCUGAUUGGCUUAUUUGGCUAUGGACAUGGAUUGCUGCAUUCUGCGGCAUCUCCGUGAUACAAGCUGUAUUCACUUAUUCCCAUUACUUUGUGGAGAGAGGCGCACCGACUAUAGUCGCGAGUUACGGUGCAUCGGCCGUCCUUAUCUAUGGUGCAAUUGACGCCCCGCUCGCCCAGCCCCGGGCCCUCAUGGGUGGCCACUUCAUCGGCGCCCUCACCGGCGUAAUCAUCACAAAACUCGUCCACCUCGUCCCAACCGAGGAGCGCUACCUCGAGCUCCAAUGGCUCGCAGGGUCGCUCGCCUGCGCAACAGCCAUCGUCAUCAUGCAGAUAACCUCUACCACGCACCCUCCCGCAGGCGCCACUGCCCUCCUCGCUGCAGUUAACGCCGACGUGCGGCACCUAGGGUGGUACUACCUCCCGAUCAUACUGUUGACAUCGACGUUGGCGUUGGCUGUGGCAUUGGUAAUGAAUAAUAUCCAGAGGAGGUAUCCAGUAUUCUGGUUCCAGCCCGCCGUCAGCAUACCUGCGAAACCAUCGCCUGACCUCGUCUUCUGUGCCUUGUGCACCUCAUCUUCGGUGUAA